Messenger RNA from Pelobates cultripes (western spadefoot toad), 444 nucleotides. The record is from the annotation of a GenBank genome assembly. NCBI's taxonomy places the organism in Eukaryota, Metazoa, Chordata, Amphibia, Anura, Pelobatidae.
AUGGAGCACUAGACACAACCUCACAAGCCUCCACAUAUCAGGUUUCAACACGGGUGCAAAUCCAGAAACUUAUGGACUCGCAUCAGCUCUAUGACUGUUGGCGCGUCUUACACCCCGCUGAGCGGGACUAUUCCUAUUACUCAUUCUCCUCGUGCUCUUAUUCGAGAAUUGACUUAUUUCUCCUCCCACACAGAUUUUUGAAUUUAGUCCACUCCUGCAAAUACGAUGCAAUCACGUGGUCCGAUCACGCACCAAUUUCCCUCUCAAUUCAGAUUCCCUCCCUCCACCCCACUCGGACACAGUGGAAACUGAAUGAUACCCUACUUAACCACACCAAUAUCCGGAACCAAGCCGAAUCCUCCCUGGGACAGUAUUUUGAGCUCAACACACACCCAGUAUCCACUUACCCCAUCAUUUGGGAAGCACAUAAGAGCACAAUAAGAG